AUGAAGCUUCUAAUCUUGACUGGCUUAGUUCUACUUCUACCUAUUGUGAAUUUGCCAUCUUCUGAAGCUGGAUACAUUUUUGAUUGGUUAUGUAAAUUCCGUUAUAUAAGUUUCUGCAAAAAUAAGGAUUCGAGGACGUCUACAGUAGUAACUCAAACCACGAAAACUGAACAGAAUCCAGAGAGUAAAUGGGGAGUACUUCAAGAAGAACUGACUCCAGUGUCCUAAACGUCCCGAAGCAGCCACAUGUACGAAGAGCUUUAUCAUAAACUUAUCCCCUAGUUAAGUAUUUCUUGUUACAUGUUAAAACUGCAAUUACAUUAAAUUCUGUUUCAGUGCUGUGCAACUUUUUAUUUGGACUUUAUUUGUAUUCAUGUUAAUGACAACAUUGUUGAUUAGAAGAUACCACCCAGGUGAGACGUUUUAUAGACGACUUGUAAGACAAGAAUUUUGUUAUCUGGCUGUUUAAAUCUAUA
Trichobilharzia regenti is the source of this 476-nucleotide messenger RNA. Lineage: Eukaryota; Metazoa; Platyhelminthes; Trematoda; Strigeidida; Schistosomatidae. The record is from the annotation of a GenBank genome assembly.